AAGAUGGACGAAGACGUCCGCACUAUUUGGUGUGGUAAUCUCAGUGAUAAGGUCUCCGAGGAGAUCCUGUACGAGCUGUUCAUCCAGGGUGGUCCUGUGCAAAAAAUUUCCAUUCCAAAGGAUCGCGAUGGUAAGCAAAAGAAUUUUGGCUUUGUGACGUAUAAGCACGAAGUAUCUGUUCCGUAUGCCCUGGAUUUGUUUGACGGUACAGCACUUUUCAAUAGGGUACUGAACAUGAAAUCAAGGAACAAUGUUUAUGAAAAUUCUCAGUACCAGCAGCAGCAACAACAGCAAAUACUGCAUAUGCAACAACAUCAACAGCAACAGCAAUUACUACACAUGCAACAGCAGCAGCAAUUACUGCAAAUGCAACAGCAGCAGCGUACUCCAAAGUAUGAUAACAGGCAUCAAAACGUUCAAAAUCAUUUGCAGCUUGGGCAGCAAAUUUUAUUGGGUUCAAUGAAUCCACUUUCCUUUGCUCAAAACAACAUGUACAUGGUGCCAGGUUCCAUGUCGUAUCCUAGUCAAAACUCCACUUACUUGCCAGGCCAAAUGAAUCAACGUGUGGACUCUGAUAACAAGAGUAAUAAUGGAAGCAGUAGAUACAACAACAGAAGUCAUCCCUACAGAGAUCAGUACAAUGACAGGAACGAUAAGCAUCACGAAAGUCACAACAAAAGUAUCCGGGAUCAGAAAUCUUAUAAACACGCAUCGUCACACAGAUCGAAUCGACAUGAUAAUAGAAGAAAACGUCGAUAGAAAAGUAAUCUUCCACUCAAAGUAAGAUUCAACUACACAUUCUGUUUAACAAGGUAAACUUUGAUAAAAGUUCGUUAAAAAUCACUUUGAGAUAUUUGUCAAUGCUAUACAUGAUUCAUUGGAUGAUUUAUGUAACUGUUGAAAAAUAACAAGUUUUUUAUUAGAAAUCGUUUCAUAAUGCUCAAGUACUGCUUCAAGAAUAUAAAUUUUAAUCAAAGUUUUCCUUUUGUAUAUACACUGAUGAACAUUUAAUAAAAUACUGUAUUUUGAAAUCUCUAUUUUUGCAUUUGAAAAUUGAAUUAGUACUUUGAUUUUGCUACAUUAUUUCAAGCAUAACUUUUUUUACACCUGAAAAUAGUUUUAUUCAUUUUAUUUAUUGAAAAAAAAUUUAAUGAAAAUAUAUGCAUGAAUUCGCGGCUUUUGAUAUUUAUCUCCAUUAAAAAAGUCACGGUUAAUCUUGAAAAGUAAUAGCUUGCAAUAACCUUACGAUUUGAAGUUAUAAUAUCUUUACAAACAGAAAUUCGA
Molecule: messenger RNA, 1284 nt
Organism: Copidosoma floridanum
Lineage: Eukaryota; Metazoa; Arthropoda; Insecta; Hymenoptera; Encyrtidae
Biological process (GO): regulation of alternative mRNA splicing, via spliceosome
Cellular component (GO): nucleus
Molecular function (GO): single-stranded RNA binding
Source: RefSeq, a predicted model, not a curated record